Messenger RNA from Cryphonectria parasitica EP155, 474 nucleotides. RefSeq lists its product as uncharacterized. The transcript has 2 exons. Bases 1 to 474 code for a protein of 157 amino acids. NCBI's taxonomy places the organism in Eukaryota, Fungi, Ascomycota, Sordariomycetes, Diaporthales, Cryphonectriaceae. The record is from RefSeq and is a predicted model, not a curated record.
AUGUGCACCUACUACUACCUUCAUUAUCACCAUAUAUACCCCUGCACCCGUGACAUCGAGUUCGUUAUACACUACAUCUACUGUCAAGACGCGACCUUCGACCAGGCCACCCAGACCCAGCAGCCCUGCCCCAACAUCUCGUACCACGACCAGGCCAACGGCAACCCAGGCAUCGACUUCACCAACCCGUGUGCCAGCGGCGGUUGCCUGGCCAGCCCAGACUGCAGCCUCGGCCGGUGUCGCCUGCAGGAGCUAGGCGGGCUCUGGAUCUGCUGCCGGUGUGGCUUUGGAGGGAAUAGGUAUCCGUGCUGCUACCACUUGAUGAGGCGGAGCCCAGACUCUUUAUGCUACCACCAGUGCUGUCAGGACUGCCAGCCCGACCUGAGGACCGGCGCUGAGGCGCAAGCUGCUGCAGCAAAGAAGAAGGACAUGACGAAGAAGUACAAGAAAAAGAAGAAGAAGAAGAAGAAAUAA